Messenger RNA from Conger conger (European conger), 1919 nucleotides. Its product is annotated as multivesicular body subunit 12A-like. Gene Ontology annotation, cellular component: ESCRT I complex; cytosol. The transcript is spliced from 11 exons. The record is from RefSeq and is a predicted model, not a curated record. Bases 263 to 1153 code for a protein of 296 amino acids. Gene Ontology annotation, biological process: virus maturation; viral budding; endosome to lysosome transport via multivesicular body sorting pathway. Lineage: Eukaryota; Metazoa; Chordata; Actinopteri; Anguilliformes; Congridae.
GGGAAUUGUAGUAUGACAGUAGGUGCGCUUCCGAUCAAGGCAGGUGCUUAAACUUUAGCUCAAGAAAGUAGCCGGCUUAUGUUAAAGGGUGUAACCUUCAACAAAGAGAAAGAGAUAUUGGUUGACUUUUCGGGACAGACCGUAGCCAACGUGUGCUUCCCUCAUCCGGCGAAAGAGAUUGGAAUCCAGUCCGACAAGCAAGAGCCGUUCUAGUCAUCUCCUCCCCUUCCUGCUUUGGAAUCCACCGUCACGCAAAACGCAGAUGUCACACCAGUCUUUGCGUGAGCCCACCAGCGCCCCCUGCCUACCGGUAACGGCUGUGGCAUGGACCUCCACUGUCAGCACCUGCCCAAAGGACCUGACUCUGAUCAGUACGACGGAGGAAGGAGCAGCGGCCAAUUUUGUUCGUGGAUUUGGGAAGACUGGAUAUUACCUGUGCUACAGCAGGAAAACGGGGGGAGGGAUGGUGGUGUCCGACAUUCAGGUGAUCUCUGAGAAAGACUCAACCCCUCAUGGAUACUGCUACAUACCUGAAUACCUGGAACCCAAGACCUCACUGUGGAGGAAGAAGCGUGUGUGUGUGCGUGUGAUGCCGCUGGGCACCGUGGAGAGGGCUGUGCUGGACAUCAAAGUGACCACCAAGAGCAAAGCAUUGCUGCCCCAGUACACCUGCCUCGGGGACAUACACGGGUUUGUGAUCUGGUGUAAGAGGGGCGUAUUCUCCGGCCCUACACCCAAAACCAUGCCCCGUAGCAUCAGCCUGGACAUCCGCAAGAUCUCCCUGGACCCGCCUGUACCCUCAAAACUGCCCAAAACCAGUAACGGCCCUAUUGCACCGGAACAUGGGAAACUGAGCCAACGCCGUGGUAACCUCCACAAAAAAGACAAUAUGGAGUCCAUAGCUGAGAACAGUGUCAACAUUCCUUCAGCGAUGGAUGGAAUUCCCUUUGCCCUGCAUCCCAAGUUUGAGUCACAGAGCAGCAAGGUGCCUUCAGACACUCUGAACUUCCGUAUAAAGUCAGCACAAGAUAUUCAGAAUGAGUACAACUACGCCUUCACAGUGGAGGAGAAGGCCUCCAAACGAGAGCCCCCCAGGACUUCCCUCGCCCCGUCCUCUCACGCGCCCCCCGUCGUCCCGCCCCGCCCAAAUUAAGAGGGUGCCUGGCGGAUCAGUUCCUGGGACAGAGAGCACACCUGGAGCUGUGACAAACCCGCCUUCCUCCAACCGCUCCAUGGACGUUAGCCUCUCUGAGCCUGACGCUCAUAUAUACACAACAUAUCACAUUACAGUUAUUCAGCUGAUCCUUUUAUCCAAAGCGACUUACAGUUGAUUCAGCUGAUCCUUUUAUCCAAAGCGACUUACAGUUGAUUUGACUGAGCAGGGGGCAAUCCCCCCUGGAGCAACACACAGACACACUCACACACAUACUCACAUACACACACUCUCUCACACACACACACACGCACACUCACACACAUGAAUAACACAUACUCACAUACACACUCUGUAACACACACACACUCACACAAACUCUUUUGCACUCAUGAAUGUAAAUGUGACAGAUUGCUGCUGGUGACAGUAAACAGAUUGGAGUGUAGUCAACAAUAUACUGUAUAUAUAUGAAAUAAUGUCAUGCUGAUAAUAGGCUAAGUUUUCAAUUCAGCCUUAUGUUCGAUUUUUUUGUUGUUGCAAUAUGACCAUUUCUUCAUUAUAAUAUUCAAUGGUCCUGCAUUUUUUAUACUUUAGAGGGAAAUAGACAUGGGUGAUAAGUUAAUGAAGAAAUCUCCAUCUUUACCAGAUAAAUAUAAUGUAUAUGUAAUUAAAGGAGGUGUUAAGGAAAAAAAAAGAAAAUAAAUUUUUUUUCUAAAUGUAUUACUUGUUUAAUCAUAAAUGCAUACAAAAAUAAAUAUUAAUUAUC